GUCGGCGGACCGUGACCGGGAACUGGGGAAUUUUUUGGACAACUUCAGAGAUGUGACGACAUAGCACAGCGGUCUUCAGCACCAUGAAUAUUACGACAAAGCAAAGCGUAUAGAAGCCACCCUGUCAUGCUGAGACGCCCAUCAAUGGCGUCGGCUCACUUUCCGGUGCCCUCGCUGAGGCUUCUACGAUUUCUGCGAUGCCAGUCUGAGAACUUCAGCUUCAGCUUCUUCAAUCCGAGCCACGGUGGUACCACGCGCAAGAUCCUCAACCUGUCCAGGAAGGCAUCUCGAGCUCUGUCAAAAGAUUGCACAGUUUCAAAAACUCGACAUGACUACCACCUCCAAGCUGGACUGCUUGAUCUGGGGCUCCUUUCGCCAAAUCGUACACCCUGUGCCCUGAAGAACGCAAGGAGUAAGCGACCAGCAUUCUUUACAACGACAGUUGCGCCCCGACACAGCUCGAUAGCCUCAAAUGCGCCGCCGUCAUGUAAGCAAACAUUGGGUGAUCAAGGCACAUGGCCAAAGGCGACUGAGUUGAAGCCCGAUGACCUCCCAGAGCCCAAUGCAGACGGUGAGAAUAAUUCCAUGUUCAACACCCAUCGACAACUCAGCCGACAGGCAGCUCUGGAGCCGCGGCUGCGCUGCACUGAGGUCGACGAGAACGGUGCUGCCAUAGUAGUGGAUGGCGAGUUCAAGAAAAGCGAACUGAUCGCCAGGUUUGGUCUGUUGCCUCGCGACUUGCGCAAAAUUGACUCAUCCAAUUUACCCCAUAUCCUCGUCCGACCGCAGUCUAUCCUACUCAACCUGCUCCACCUGAGGGUCCUUAUUAAGUACAACCGGGUCUUGCUCUUCGAUGUCUACGGCUCCAAAAGCUCCUACCCACAGUCUGCCUUUAUGUAUGAUCUACAACACAAGCUCCAACAAAGGACAUCUCCGGGCAAUGGUGGCUUGCCCUACGAGUUCCGCGCUCUCGAAGCUGUCCUUCAAUCAGUCACCCAAGAACUCGAAUCCGACUUCGAAGCCGUCCGCGACCCUGUCAUUCGCCUGCUUAGCGAGCUCGAAGAUGACAUCGACCGUCACGGCCUGCGGUUUCUCCUCAUCCUUUCUAAGAAGCUGAGCACCUUUGAGCAGAAGGCGAGACUUGUGCGAAAUGCCCUCGACGACGUGCUGGAGGCCGACGAUGAUUUGGCUAUGAUGUAUCUCACUGAGAAGACGCACGAUAUCUAUCGAGAAGUGGAUGACCACACUGAAGUCGAGAUGCUGUUGGAGUCCUAUCAUAAGCUCUGCGACGAAAUCGUAGAAGAGGCUGGCAACUUGGUGUCAAGCAUCAGGAACACCGAGGAGAUCGCCCGUGCAAUUCUCGACGCCAAUCGCAACUCCCUCAUGCUGCUCGAUUUGAAGUUUAGCGUAGGUACACUCGGCCUCGCCAUGGGGACCUUCAUCGCCGGUCUCUAUGGCAUGAACUUGGAGAACUUCAUCGAAGAGACGAAUUGGGGCUUCAGCGCCGUCACCGGCGUCUCGGUAAUACUCUCCCUCUGGGUCUGCGCGUACGGCCUGAAGAAGCUGCGCAGAGUCCAAGUAAUGAAGAUGCAGGGUGACGAGCGCGGCAGCCUGAAAAAAGUCAGCGGCUACCACUGGUUCCACGAUGAGGGACACGGCGCCAUGCUGGACCCGCGCAACCGGGAGAAGCUGAGGCGGUUGCAGAUCAAGAAGGCUAGUAAUGCCGACAAGAAGAAGUGGUGGCAGGUGUUCGAAGGGCGGUAAAGUUACAUCAAUGACCGCCGCUGCAAUCCCCGCGGAAAGAUAAGCUAAUAACAGCAUCAUGUAAAUCGUUCAUUUUGUAAUGAGGAAAUGGCAUGUUGGAUCUAGGUAGUUGAGGAUGAGGAUGACGCUGAUGUGCUGUGCUGUGUCAAGCUGGGAAAAGAGACACUCAGGCACAAGUUCAGCCGUGUGUACGUUAAUUGUCACGACAGCUGACUCCCGGUGACGGCCCGGUGACGGCACCGAUUUGCGAAUCUUUCAGAGGCACACUCUGAUGGUAUAUACCCACAAUAGACAGGAAUCUCACUCUGAUCGGGGUGUUUGUUUGACGACCAUACAACGGAUUCAAGCAUGUGAAGAGCAUCUGUGAUGCAACGACCUCGAUACCUGAGCCAGCUGCUUCAUAAGGCAAAGAUCAUCAC
Pseudomassariella vexata is the source of this 2183-nucleotide messenger RNA. RefSeq lists its product as uncharacterized. Lineage: Eukaryota; Fungi; Ascomycota; Sordariomycetes; Amphisphaeriales; Pseudomassariaceae. Gene Ontology annotation, molecular function: magnesium ion transmembrane transporter activity. The record is from RefSeq and is a predicted model, not a curated record. Gene Ontology annotation, biological process: mitochondrial magnesium ion transmembrane transport. The coding region runs from base 127 to 1764 and encodes 545 amino acids. The transcript has 3 exons. Gene Ontology annotation, cellular component: mitochondrial inner membrane.